AUGUCUCAAAUAAGUGGUGCGCUGUCGCGCAUGCAUGGCCUGCAUCUCGUGGGUGUGUUCUUCCUGGACUAUCUCUUCAGCUCCGCCUUCAGCCAUGAUUUGCUGCAGACGCUGGUGAAUAUCACCUUGGAGUACAUCUCCAGCCACCACCUCAUACAUUCGUUCACCUCCCUUAGUGCGCUAUUGCAGCAGCUGGUGUGCCGUGUGGGGGAGUGUGUCGUACUGGCAGCGCUACUGAAGAGCCGCGUGGGGGUGUUUCAGGACGCAGUGAUGCUUCACCUACUGUUUCCGCAGGUGCAACGGUACCACUUCAACCGUUUUUGGCUGACGCGCCUUGUCCACAGGGUUGGUGGAUUCCUCUUCCCAAGAGUACUGCGGCAUUUCACGUCGGAGUCGGUGCCCGGUGUGGUGCCGCUUGAGUCGGUGAAGAAGGAUUGCACGGCAACCGCUCGCCUCUACAGAGAGUGCUACGAGAAUAGUGUGCCGUACGCGGUGAUGGUCAACGGGAUGGUUUGGGAGCUCGCGCAUGCGCUUGUCACCCAGUCCAUGCUGGCGGUGGCGUUCUUCCGCGACCGCGGGAAGCGCACGUCACGCUGGCGCCUCCUGAAGCCGUACCUCUGCAACGUCUCGGAGAGCGUUGCGCAGAUACCGCUCGUCUACACUGCGCGUGUGGCAGGGGCAUGGGUUGGACGGUAUAUCUCGCGCGACCCGACGAGCAGCACGCUUUUUUGGUGUGAGCGACUUGCCCUCCUCGCGGCGACGCCGUUCAUUCACCGCUCUGGCAGCGCCGUUGCGGUGUGGCUCCGCGAGCGGCUGGAGUUACUGCACCCCGCCACCGUUGAGGACGAGCGUGAGGAUCUGCGUGAGCAGGAGGCGGAGGCGGAGGCGGAGGCGGAGGCGGAGGAGUCGCAGGGCUGGAACAGCUACUUCGGUGCCGCCGGACAGGCCGGGGCGCCGCCCACCGUUGAUUACUACACAGUGCUGGGAACGCACCCGAGCGCGAGCAGUGCGGAGAUCAAACGGGCGUACCGCAAGGCUGCGCUGCAGAAUCACCCCGACCGCGCCCCGCACGACCCCGACGCACAGAAGGAGGCGUGGGAGAAGAUGACGGCGAUCAAUGAGGCCUACGAGACGUUGGUCUCGGAUACGCGGCGGAGGAGGUAUGACAUGAGCCGUCUCGUCGGCGAUGCGCCGCCGCGUAUGCAGCACUUCACGCGCACGUCUCUCACCGCAACGGUGGGCUUGGGGGCGGUGAGUAUUGUUGGGAUAAGUGCCAUGGGAUCUGUGAUACUUUACACCGAGUACAUCACAGCUUUUUACAACUUGACCGGCCCUGGUAGGCUGCCCCUCCGAUUCCUUCAUCUCUUGUAG
Molecule: messenger RNA, 1371 nt
Organism: Trypanosoma grayi
Lineage: Eukaryota; Euglenozoa; Kinetoplastea; Trypanosomatida; Trypanosomatidae
Product: putative chaperone protein DNAj
Exons: 1
Coding region: 1-1371 (456 amino acids)
Source: RefSeq, a predicted model, not a curated record